AUGGGACCUCUUGUACAAGUGUUAAUACUUAUUGAUAAUGAGAAAAAACCUGCAAUGGGAUACAUAUAUGCAGCAAUGGUCAAGGCCAAUGAGGAUAUUCGAAAAACUUCCAAUGAACAAGCAAUUGAGUGGUGGAAGACUUAUGGAGCACAAACUCCACUUUUGCAAGUAUUGGCCAUUAAAGUGUUGAGUUUGACAUGCAGUCUUCAGGAUGUGAGCAUUCCUUCUAAGAAGAGAAGUAGAAUUGAGGAUAAGAAGUUGGAAGACUUGGUUUUCGUUAAGUAUAACCAGACUUUAAAAGAGCGCUAUGAUUAUCGUGAUGUGAUUGAUCCAAUCGUAUUGAAUGAUGAUGAUGAUUAUAUCAAUGAAUUUGAAGUGGGAGACUUGGGGGAACAUGGUGAACCUAUUGAAGAAUUAGUUUAUGUCAGUGAUAAUCUAACUUGGACUAAUGUUGCCAAUGCAAGUGGGGCUAAUGAGCUGAUGGUCUACACUACGCGGGCAUCAAAAGAAAAGGCAGUUGCAAGUGCAUCUAAGGCAAUAGCACAAGAAGCAAUAUCAAAAGAAGUGGUUGUAGAAGAAGAUGUUGAAGAAGUUGAACCUAUUUAUGUUGAAGAUGAUGGAAAGGAGGAGACCGAAGAAUAUAUUGAAGUUGAUGGGGAAUAUGAAGAGGAGGAAGAGGAAGAAGACUAUGUUGAAGAUGAUGGAAAGGAGGAGACCGAAGAAUAUAUUGAAGUUGAUGGGGAAUAUGAAGAGGAGGAAGAGGAAGAAGACUAUGUUGAAGAUGAUGAUGAUCUUUGA
Cicer arietinum (chickpea) is the source of this 798-nucleotide messenger RNA. NCBI's taxonomy places the organism in Eukaryota, Viridiplantae, Streptophyta, Magnoliopsida, Fabales, Fabaceae. The record is from RefSeq and is a predicted model, not a curated record.